Acaulospora colombiana is the source of this 454-nucleotide messenger RNA. The record is from the annotation of a GenBank genome assembly. Lineage: Eukaryota; Fungi; Glomeromycota; Glomeromycetes; Diversisporales; Acaulosporaceae.
AUGGCAGAUGCUCUACAUUAUCUGCAUGGAAAGCAUGUUAUACAUCGUGAUAUAAAGCCAGAAAACCUUCUCGUAGGAAUCUCUGGUGAACUCAAAAUAGGUGACUUUGGAUGGUCAGUUCACGCUCCUUCAAAUAGAAGAACAACUCUCUGUGGAACACUGGAUUACUUGCCGCCAGAGAUGGUCGAGCAUAAACCCCAUACGGCCGCUGUAGACUUGUGGGCACUUGGGGUAUUGUGCUUCGAGUUUCUUGUAGGCUCUCCACCAUUUGAAGAGAUGAGCGGAGCGAAAGCCACUCAUCGGCGUAUCGCGAGAGUGGAUUUCACCAUUCCUGAUCACGUAUCUCCAGAGGCUGCAGACCUUAUUAAGAAGCUCCUACAAUAUACUCCGGCUGCUAGGAUACCGCUAGAGAAGGUUAUGAGACACCCUUGGAUAGUGAAAUAUGAAGAGCGAA